Messenger RNA from Diceros bicornis minor, 5919 nucleotides. RefSeq names its product chromosome 5 C14orf93 homolog (gene C5H14orf93). The coding region runs from base 3521 to 5134 and encodes 537 amino acids. The record is from RefSeq and is a predicted model, not a curated record. The transcript is spliced from 7 exons. NCBI's taxonomy places the organism in Eukaryota, Metazoa, Chordata, Mammalia, Perissodactyla, Rhinocerotidae.
ACACGAAUACAAAGAGCCAUACGACCUUCGGGUAUCCUUUUUCCAUUUUUUUUCCCUCCUUAAUCUUGUGUGUGCUUUCAAAAUUUUUAAAAAUAGAGAUCUGUGGCAGUGCUGGGGUGAGGAAACUGUUGCUAAGGGGAAUUUGCGCUUUCCCCCAUUUCUUUUUCUGUCUCUCUUCCUCUUUCUUUUUCCUGGUCAAGGUUUUAAAUAUACCAAGAAGUUGAGAAGCAGGAUGGCCGUGUACAACUGUUUCCAGCCAAAUUUAUAGAGAUUUUUUCUUUUUGCUGUCACAUUUUAAGAACUGGUAAAUUUUGAUGGUCGAGGGAUUUGAAAAAUUUAGCCGCUUGGGAAGUAUAGAUUUCUUUUUUUAAGCUGGCUGAAGGGAUAAUGUAAAUUUCUGCCACGGGCAAACGUCGAAGGAAGGGGAGAUUUGAGACUCCCUCACAAAGCUUUUGCGUGCGUUUUACACACCCUCCCCCAGAACCAAAACCAAGUGGCUUGAAUGUGGCAAUUAUCCAAGGCCAGUAGGUUUAAAAUAUUUGGCUAUUAUAAUGGAGACACUCAUUUCCCUGGGGAGUGGGGGCAAAGCCCUUCUUACAGUGUGUCUUACACACAUUUUCAUGAGGACAUUGUGUGUGUGUGUUUCUCAAAGCAAAUUAUUUUGUAAAGAUUUAUCUUGGGGUUUUGUGCUUUGUAUAUAUGUACAGUAUGUGUGUAUGUGUCAUUGCAGAUGUUGUUUUCAAAAAUGAUUACCUUUGGUUUUAUGUGUGCAAAGUAGCCCCUAGGAUGUAAGUUUUUUUCUGUUGUGUUCCCAAAUGUGAUCCAAACAGGAUUUUGUAUGCAAAUUACAGUUUAGAAGAAAUCCUAUGCUUAGCAUACUUAGGCACUUUCAUUCUAUGUGCAUUUACUGUAUUUUUUUUGCUCCUCUUCUAAAGUAUCAGAUUAGUGAAUAAUUAAAUAAUUGCCAAGGAGUAUACAGUCCAUGUGGUAAAUGAGGGUAGACAAUUUAUUGAAUCUGUGAUUCAAAGCCUUCUUUAGUGACUGUUUUGCCUAAGUGGUUUUGCUUUUUAUUGUCUCACGUUCUUAAAUGUACAACUGUGUAUAUUUUGGCCUUUAUGUGUGGUUUGGUUGGUGUGUUCAGAAGGGAAAUUCUCUCUUGGCUUUUUGACAGAAUGGCCGUUUAUAGGUUGGGAUUUGUUUGAAAAGCUCCACAGCUGGCAAAAUAUCAGGAAAUAAUCUAGUCAAGUCCAAUUCUCAAAACUGUUCACGGUGGUGGUGAUGGGGGAGGGGCCCAGAGGAGGCAACGGCAAAUAAUACACAGGAGGGAUAGAAAUGCAUUUUGGUUAUCAUGUUGCAUUUUUGGAAUGAAAAGCCUCUCCAUGUCUAAGAGUCACAGAGAAAAGCGUAUGAAUUAAAGAAUAGGCUGAGAGCAGAGCCUCCGUUAUAUGAGCCGUAUUCUCACUUCAUUCCGUUACAGAACCACUGUCUCCAUUAAGAGUCACACAGAAAAUAUGUAUAUUCAAAUCUAUCUUCGCAGAUUGGAGUGAAAGCAUAGGAGGGAUAUGGGUGAUGAGGGAGAAACUGGAAUGUCACAAGAGAAGUAGCAACCAGGAGAUAAAAGAUCUACUGUAGAGUUCAAAUUUCAGUGCAACACACCUCUGUAUGAUAAUAAUACACUUCCAUCCCUGGCUAGCGGCCUACGCAGUCUGAAGCAGCAUUUAGAACACUAAACAAUGGCGAUAAAACUACUGGUACAGGUCUUGAAAUUAUUUAUAAUGCAAGUGGCCCUGUGUGGGCUCUCUGGGGUCUCACCUGUACUGAGUGUAUUUUAUUCCCUAGCAAUGCAAGUUAGGUCAGUGUUUAAUAACACUGUCUCAAAUGUGGAUCAUUCCACAAGUUUAGACCUGUGUAUCUAUGAAAUCCAGUCUGAUUCCAGUGAACUUUGUGAUGGUGGCAAUGCUGGUCAUUUUUAAUGGAGUUUUGCCCUUUCUAAUUCUUUUCCGCAUCACUGCAGGUCAUCACGUGUACUUUUUAACUUCUCAGAAAAGGGAGAGCUCCUCCUAGAGCGGUACGCAGCCCACGUCCCGACUUCUGGACUCUCUGAUUUUUUCUAGGAACCUAGCCCCAUAUCCAAUGUCCUUGCUUUGAGUUUCUUUCUUCGUAAGAAAGAGAAUUCCUCCCACGAAUAUAUCGUUGGCUUGGCCUUCUUAUCAAAGCAGAGCAAAGCUGAACUUGGUUGAUUUUGCUCGGGAAUCCGCGGGGCCCCUAGAGAUGAGAACUCUGAACUAAGGAGAACUGCCAUUUUGCUGGUGAUAUCUGAAAGAUCUGUGACCAGGGCCGACAAGAACUAAAAGCCUCCCACCACCAAACGGGCUGGUCAUGUGGACAAAGCGGCAGCACUUAGCUGUUGAGCUCUGCUCCUCCCUUAAGGAGCAUGAAAAGUGGAGACAAGGGGCCCCAGAGGUGAUUUCUCUUGGCUUCCUACUGGCUGGAGGAUUCAGAACAGCUAGUUUGUUUUGCAGAGGCUGGAGUCCCAGGUGUACAAUUGUGACAGCAAGGGGGCUGUGCAGCCCCGGGUCACGGCAGCUCACCUCUCUGAUCCAGCUUUUCCUUUCAUUUCCCUACCCCAUCCCCAAAGCAUUAAUGAUAGAAUAGUGUGGGGUUGGUGACACGUUGAGGGCUGCCGUGAUCAGUGUAUUCCUUAUUUAGGAGUCUUAACUCUGAAUGCAUCUGUAUGAAAAUUAUAGAGAGGGUAGAAUCAUUAUUCUUUAUGUCAACAAAAAGUGGUAUCAGUUCAAAAAAAUAAACACUAGAUUAAAAGUAGCAAUAACUGAAUUCCUCUGUCUUCUGACCUUGAAAAAGAUCUGUAACUUCUCUGCAUGUCUCUUCUCUGGACCUGGGGUAAUAUGUGUUUCCUAGAGCUGUCGUGUGGAUGAGAGAACCCACGUGAAGUAUUCUGAACUCCUUAAGGAAUGAUGUCAAAGCAAUAAAAUGCAAUAAUGUUAUUAUAGCAAAGAUAGUGAGGAGGAGAAGACAGAUCUGCAUUUUCUUCCUUAAUCUAAUCUUUCCAGAUGCUGGUGGGUCCUUCUGAGUCUCCUCUCUGUUCCUUAGGUUGGAGUGGUGGGGGUUCCAUGCGCGGGUGCAGGAAGAAUGCCUUCCACACUCUGAAACCUCGUUCGUCAGGAAGGCCCUUGUAGGCACUACCCUUUCGGUAAGGGGUGAGCGUGACACCCAGUGCUGUGCUAGGGGCGCACAGGAUCUGCAGAGAGAAGAAGGCAUCUCUCCUCUGCAGGCCGAGGACAGGCAGCCAUGUGCUGUGUGCUCCCUCACGGCUUGCCUACUCCUUCUUCACAGAACCCACCGCCUGGUGCCCAGGCUCCUCUGAUCACCCUCCAUGAGAAAGGAAAGUGAAUCUAGAGAGGCCAGUGCUUCCUACCAAGCCCGUGAAGUCCAGUUGACUGGGGACACCUUUUGGAGCAGUCCAGCAGUGUGAGCGUGGUUGUUCCGGCUUCCGCCCGCCAUGUCCUUCAGUGCCACCAUUCUCUUCUCCCCUCCCAGUGGUAGCGAGGCCAGAUGCUGCUGCUGUGCCUGUAAGAGCGAGACUAGUGGGGGCAGCACGGGCUCCCAGGGCGGGAAUCCUCCUCCCAGCACUCCUAUCACAGUGACCGGACAUGGCCUGGCAGUUCAGAGUUCAGAGCAGCUCCUGCAUAUCAUCUACCAGCGGGUGGAUAAGGCCGUGGGUCUGGCUGAGGCUGCUCUGGGUCUUGCCAGGGCCAACAAUGAAUUGUUAAAACGUCUCCAGGAGGAAGUGGGUGAGCUGAGGCAAGGGAAAGUACCCACCCCUGAGGAAGAUGGGGAAAGCCGGGCACAUAGUUCCCCACCUGAGCAGCCUGGACCCCUCAAGGAGAGUCCCGGGGAAUCCUGCAAGGCUGUGUCUGCCGUGGAAGAGGAGUGUGACAGCGUGGGCAGCGGCGUGCAGGUGGUGAUUGAGGAGCUGCGGCAGCUGGGAGCCGCCUCGGCUGUGGGGCCUGGGCCUUUGGGCUUCCCAGCUGCUCAGAGAGACAUGCGGCUCCCGGGAUGCCCCCUGGCUGCCAGCGAGGGAGCCCCGAUGCUCAAUUCCCUGGUGGAUGAUUAUGUGGCCUCUGAGGGUGCAGUACAGCGGGUGCUGGUCCCUGCCUAUGCCAAGCAGCUCUCACCAGCCACACAACUGGCUAUCCAGCGGGCAACCUCAGAGACAGGGCCAGAAAAUGGAACCAAGCUGCCACCACCCCGCCCCGAGGACAUGCUCAGUGCUGCUGCUGCGCUGGACUUGGAAGAGUCAGGCCCGGGGGGACCUGGGGAGCUGAGACACUCUCUAGGGUUUACUGCUUCCCCGUGCAGGACCAGAGGGAGUGGGCAGAAGAACUCCAGGCGCAAGCGGGAUCUGGUCCUCUCUAAAUUGGUCCACAAUGUGCAUAACCACAUCACCAAUGACAAGAGAUUCAAUGGGUCUGAAAGCAUCAAGUCCUCUUGGAAUAUUUCAGUAGUGAAGUUCCUUCUGGAAAAGCUCAAGCAGGAGCUGGUGACCAGUCCCCACAAUUACACUGAUAAGGAGCUGAAAGGAGCCUGUGUAGCCUACUUCCUUACUAAGAGGCGUGAGUACCGCAACUCCCUGAACCCCUUUAAAGGCCUGAAGGAAAAAGAGGAGAAGAAACUUCGAAGUCGCAGAUACCGGCUUUUUGCCAACCGAACCAGCAUCAUGAGGCAUUUUGGACCUGAGGACCAACGCCUGUGGAAGGAUGUGACAGAAGAGCUGAUGUCAGAUGAAGAGGACAGUCUUAAUGAGCCAGGUGUCUGGGUGGCCCGGCCUCCCCGUUUCCGGGCCCAGCGCCUCACAGAGCUCUGCUACCACCUGGAUGCCAACUCUAAGCAUGGCACUAAAGCCAACCGUGUGUAUGGGCCUCCCUCAGACCGACUACCUUCGGCUGAGGCCCAGCUCCUUCCACCAGAACUUUAUAAUCCUAAUUUCCAAGAAGAGGAAGAUGAGGGAGGUGAUGAGAAUGGACCUGUCUCCCCAUCUUUUGACCAACCGCACAAAACCUGCUGUCCUGACUUGAACUCAUUCAUUGAAGUCAAGGUGGAAAAGGAUGAGUGAAAUCUGUAACCAAGAGUAACUCUGGCUUCUGCCACUCCCCAUGUCCCAGAAAUGGGUGGCCGUGGGGCUUCCUAGAAUAACGAGAUGUUCUCUGCAGUCUGAGAAGGCAAAUCUGCCCCUCUUCUUAACACAGCCCCCACUGGAAGUGGAAGCUGGCAGCUCUAGUGGGAUAAAAGGACUUAUCUAGAAGGGGGAAAACUCUCCCCAUUGUGAAUGGCAAGCCAGAAAAUGCUUAUUCCUAAGCAUAAAUAGUGCCUCAGAGGAGCCUGAGAUAAGAAAAGGAGGAGGAUGGGUCUAAGAAACAUGAGGCCUUCUUGACAUAUGCCCCAGUCUUUGAGUUGUGUUUUUUUUUCCUGGUUUCACUCAAAGCUCUGGGGAAGCAGCCCUGGUGGUACCUUCUGUUUCCCAGCGACUGCUGGUCUUGCUCUGCAGUGGAAGGCGCUCAGGACCAGUCUAGGGUAAUACUGCCACCUGGUGGGCAGUUUUAGUCAUGGGCUUGAUUCUUCUGAGCAGAACACGGGCUCCGUCCCUAUUUGGGAAUUGGGAUAUAGAUAUAAUAGCUAUUGUUUAUUGAAUUAUAUAAGGCAGAUUUUAUUAUUCCCGUAUUACACAUGAGGAAAUUAAAGCUUAAAGAGUUGUAUGUCUCACCAGCAGCUGCUCUCCCGCUGUGUGACCAAGCAGUCUACAGGGCCUUGUAGCUAUUUCUUAGUCCUGUCAGCCAAGCUGUAUUUUGAGCUGCAUACACGUGCGCACACACACACGUACACAAAAUUUGUGCAUUUUGA